Messenger RNA from Ruditapes philippinarum (Manila clam), 372 nucleotides. RefSeq lists its product as uncharacterized. The annotation marks the transcript as partial. NCBI's taxonomy places the organism in Eukaryota, Metazoa, Mollusca, Bivalvia, Venerida, Veneridae. The transcript is spliced from 6 exons. The record is from RefSeq and is a predicted model, not a curated record.
GUAUCUGUUCAAUUCAACACAACAAUACUUGAACCUAAAGAAGGUUUGAGGAUGGACAUUAGAGCUGAUCCAAAUUCAACGGUGUAUGUUAUGAUUGAAGAUAAGAGGAGCAGACUCCUGGGCACUGGAAAUGAUGUGUUUGACAAUGAGAUUGUGUCCAUGGUGGAAAAUAUAGCUUCGUACGAUGAUGAUGUUGUAAUGCUGUCAGAUAUACCUAUAUUUACCGAGACCAAUGUCAUGGAUUUACUGAUGUUUAAUACAAGUCUACCUAAACAAUGUUUUCAUAUCACUACUCCACCUCCACAAUACUUCCCAACUUGGAUACCUGGAAUGGUCCCCACUCCUGCACCAGGUAAAGCUGUUCAUGUUUAA